Symbiodinium sp. CCMP2592 is the source of this 498-nucleotide messenger RNA. The record is from the annotation of a GenBank genome assembly. Lineage: Eukaryota; Dinophyceae; Suessiales; Symbiodiniaceae.
AUGGCCGGUCGCAUUACCCACUCAGAAGCACAGCUGCGUCCAGAUCCGAAGUUCAAUGACAAGGUUCUGGCGAAGUUCACCAACUGCAUCAUGUACGACGGCAAGAAGACUGCCGCACUCCGCAUCAUGUACGACGCGAUCGACGUGAUCGACGAUCGUCUCAAGAAGCAGCCGGACGCUGUUGAGGGAUGCGAGAACGGUCUGCAGGUCUUCCGCAAAGCGGUUGACAAUGUGAAGCCUUACGUUGAAGUCCGCUCGAAGCGUAUCGGUGGUGCGAACUACCAGGUCCCGAUGCAGGUCAAGCCGAAUCGUCAGCAGUCGCUGUCGUUCCGCUGGAUCAUCGCGGCGGCACGCUCUGAGAAGGGGCGUCCGAUGCACCAGAAGAUCGCGGACGAGCUUUGGGCUGCAUCGCGUGGCGAGGGCAAGGCGAUGACCACUCGCGACCAGACCCACCGCAUGGCGGAAGCGAACAAGGCGUUCGCACACUUCGCUCGAUAA